This is a messenger RNA of Halichondria panicea, 841 nucleotides long. RefSeq names its product ribonuclease P protein subunit p29-like. The transcript has 6 exons. Bases 9 to 785 code for a protein of 258 amino acids. Gene Ontology annotation, biological process: rRNA processing; tRNA 5'-leader removal. Gene Ontology annotation, cellular component: ribonuclease MRP complex; ribonuclease P complex. NCBI's taxonomy places the organism in Eukaryota, Metazoa, Porifera, Demospongiae, Suberitida, Halichondriidae. The record is from RefSeq and is a predicted model, not a curated record. Gene Ontology annotation, molecular function: ribonuclease P RNA binding.
CCCACUCCAUGGUAAUCGUCUCAUUUACAAAUCACAAUUGCGAGAUCUGCAAAAUGGCUACUCCAGUACCAGCACAUACUAAACAUGGCAGCUCUCCGGAUCUGUACAAGUCUGUGCCCGCUAGGAUAGCUCAAGUCAAUAUAGAGCAACUAGCAAUGAAGUCACUUGACACCAAGCCUGACAAGUUCGUCGAGGCCUUCCUCUCGAAUCGGGUGGAGCCCCUCAAACUCAAGUCUGGUCUCAUUUCCCAACUAAAGAUGCAGACCAUGUUGCUCGAUAAGGCAUACAAAUCACCCAAGAUAGUGGACUCACACAGACCAAUCAAGAGGCUGUCGGCAAGAGAGAAGAGGAGGCUCAAGAUCUAUGACAUUCCAACAAAGAAACAAACGUAUUGCAUAUUUUUGCCGUUGCAUGAGUUGUGGGUCAAGUACAUGGAGGACUUGUUGCAGUUCAGUGGCCAUUCUGAGACAGCCAAAAAAGGAAUGAAACAAGAACAGAUGAAUCAAAAGAUUUUGAAGGCUGAUUAUCACGGAUGCAUUCUCAAAGUUGUGCGGUCCAAGUGCCCCUCGUAUGUUGGAAUUGAAGGAAUUCUUCUUCAGGAAACACAAAACACCUUGAAGCUGAUAAGUAGAGACAACUGCAUAAGAACUAUUCCCAAGGCCAAUUCUGUAUUCUCCUUUUGUGUACACAACUAUGAAUUCAGUCUCUAUGGCAAUCACAUGAAAUUUCGGUCUAGUGAAAGAUCAGCAAGAAAAUUCAAAGACAAACCAACUAUUGACCUCUGACCUCUAGAUACUAAAUCAUGUUUUUGUGAUUAUGAAAAUAAACUAUCAAGAAUAAA